GGAGGCCCAGUGCGCAGUUGCAUCCAGCUAAGUGAAGCGAAUCCUUGUUGGCUUUCUGGGUGGAAGAUCAAGUCUUGAUAACAAAUCGGAUAUAAAAAAAAAAGUAUUCACGAUGGUGUCUGCAAAUAUUAUUGUUUUUUGCAUAAUUUCGCUAAACCUUUGGGAGUGCCAUUGUUCUCCCCUUCCGUGGGAAUUAGCCAGCAUCACGGACGACGGUCCCGACGUGCACGACUACGUAAACUAUGACGAUCUGUCGUUCAGCAAGGAGUCCGGUGUCUUCGAAGCCGUAACGGAAACCAACCCAAACCAGGAAGAUCAACCCAUCCACGUCCACGCGGUUGUGAAGAGGAGUGACGUGCUUGUUCCCAGAUUACAGUCCAUUGCCCUGCUCAUCCCGGCAUCGGCGGCGUCUGCGACGUCGGUUUCGGCAGACGAAAGUGACAUGGAAGUCGCCGAGACGCACCUGUUCCGGCCCGUGUUUCGGUACAAAUCGCAAUACACCGAGAGGAGACGUGUCCGACAGCUGCCGGGACAGUUUGGUGCGGUGAUAGUGCAGUAAAUGUUGUUGUUGUGCUAUGAUCUGUUUAGACUUAAUUAUCGUCAUUAGACUCCAUUUGUAAACAAGUCUCGCUAGGUGUCAUUAUUUGUGCAAUAAAAUGUAAGAAUAAGCGAUUUAAAA
Culex quinquefasciatus (southern house mosquito) is the source of this 679-nucleotide messenger RNA. RefSeq lists its product as uncharacterized. Bases 113 to 559 code for a protein of 148 amino acids. Lineage: Eukaryota; Metazoa; Arthropoda; Insecta; Diptera; Culicidae. The record is from RefSeq and is a predicted model, not a curated record. The transcript has 2 exons.